Messenger RNA from Eurytemora carolleeae, 5400 nucleotides. Its product is annotated as transcriptional repressor NF-X1. Gene Ontology annotation, biological process: negative regulation of transcription by RNA polymerase II. Gene Ontology annotation, molecular function: zinc ion binding; RNA polymerase II transcription regulatory region sequence-specific DNA binding; DNA-binding transcription factor activity, RNA polymerase II-specific. NCBI's taxonomy places the organism in Eukaryota, Metazoa, Arthropoda, Copepoda, Calanoida, Temoridae. The record is from RefSeq and is a predicted model, not a curated record. The transcript has 13 exons. Gene Ontology annotation, cellular component: nucleus. The coding region runs from base 54 to 4592 and encodes 1512 amino acids.
UUUUUCCUGGGGAACUAGGAUCUGGCCCCAACAUUGAGGGGCAAGCCUGGUCAAUGGUGGGGGGUGGGGCUGCAGCUGGUGGGGGCGGGGGAGAACAGAAUCUUCUCUCAGUUGCUGACUCCCUAGCUCAUCAGAGGAUGGAACUCUCAGGACAGUGGGGCGCACCGAUGCAUUCAGGAGUAGACCAGGGUCUCCAACAUCAAUUACAGCAUCUUCAACAACAGCAACAGCAGCAGCUUCAACAGCAACAGCUGAGCAUGAUGCUGGGACAGCACGGCGGUUUAGCUCCUCUUGUUGGCCAGCAGAUCUCCCAGCUCUCAUCAAUGCUUCCUGUUGGUUCACAACAUCAAUCUCCUCCAACCCUAAACAUGAUGCUGGGGAGUGGAGCUAAUAUUGCUGCCAUGUUCCAAGGACAUAACGGUAUGGCACCUGUUCAGUCCCCGCCCUCCUCCCAGGGUGGAGGACAAGGAUAUCUGCUGCUAGGAACAGCACAGCAUGGACAGAGACCAGGAGAGCAAGGAAUGCCUCCUGCAAUAUCUCCUAAUUCUACUCCGGGUAUUCAGAUGCCAGGACCUCCAGCUACUCCUCCAAUGGUUGGGGUAGAGAUGGGAGAUAGAAACAUGUACAUGGGGAAUAUGGGACGAAUGGUUCAUGGAAUUGACAAGUUCUCUGUAGAAGGUAUGGAUGAGAAUCAACAAUAUGCCUGGAAAGGAAUUCAAGGAGGAAUUUUGGCGGAGAUGUUUCCUAGCGUUGACAGACAAAUGCAACACUUUGCAGAUCCAAGAAUGCAGACGGGGGCUCAGGGACAGAAUAUGAAUCAUGCUGCCAUGGCCCAGUUUCAGGCUCAGGAGAAUAUGGUUCGGAUGCAACAGCAUCAACAGCAGCAACAACUUCAUCAGAAGCAGCACUACUCCCAACAAAUGCAGGGACAUCCUCAGAUGUUCCAGGAUAUGAGAGGAUUUUCUCAAAUUGUUCCUGCCCAGUCUCCUCCUGCUCCCAAUGGUAUGCAGUUUCACCAUGGAGGUCCUCCUGGGCCACGUCCUCGUCCUGUUGGUGGGGAUGAUUCAUCUCCUGGGUUUACUCCCGAGGUGCCAGCUCCACACGAGGCUGAAAAUCCUAAAGAUGAUCUUGUUAUCGGCAGCUGGAAUGAUGAGUGUGAGAAGGAAGGAGCUGGAAUUGCUCCGCCUGGGCCUCCGCCUCAGAUUCUGCAGAAUAUGAGUCAGCCUCCGCCGAAUCAAGUUCAUCGGCAAAACGAACCUUUCUUCGGAGGAAACUUUCAUCCUCCGAACAACAAUAGAGGAGGGUGGGGACAAACUAUGGAGGAAGAGCAGUUUUCAGCUGAUGGAAGCAACCGAGGGAAGCAUCAUGAUUUCAGAGGCAGGGGACGCGGAAACAAGAUGGAUAUGGUAAGUCGACAUGAUGAGAAUGAGAACAAUCGAUCAGCUGGAACUUUCAGGGGUAGAGGUAUGUCUCGAGGAGGUAGAGGUAGCUUUGGUUACGGUCGGAUUGUAGACCAGGAUAAAUCUGAGGGGAAAAACGCCGCCAUCGAGGAAACUAAAGCUUUGAUGCUGAAAAUGAGGUUGGAAGAUAAGGAACUCAUUGACCGGCACAAGAAGGAGCACGGGAUAACAGAUGAAAACGAUGAAAAUUCUAAAUCUGAAGCACCAGAGGUUCAGCCUGGUGCGUACAGACCGCGAGAGAAGCGAGGACGAGAUGACCGCAAAGACGCUCAGAGAGCUCGAGGAGGACGGGGCCGAGGAGGACGAGGGAUGCCCCCUCAUAUGCCUGGUAUGGCUGGAGCUCCUGCUCCUCUGUUUGGAUUACAUCAUGGAGGUUCAGACUUUAGAACUCCUCCUUUCCCUGGUCUUGAGGGAUUCUUUCCGCCGCAGGCAAUGGGACACUUUCCACCUGGUUUCCCGCCUCACCUAGGUCCCGGAUUUCCUCCAGGAAUUAUCCCGGGAGGUAUGAGAGGUCGUGGAUUCCCUCGAGGUCGAGGGUUUCCUGCUGGUUUCCCGCCUAGAGGCUUCCCGCCUCCAAUGAUUGGUGCACGUGGAAUGCGAGGGAUGCGAGGACCGUAUCAAGGAGGGGGUCGAGGUCGUGAUCGGGGAAGAGGAGGAGGAGGGGGAGGACCUGAGCCGGGUGAUGGAGCGAGUACUGAAGAACCACCUUCUGAAGAUAAUCCUCUUCUGAGUGCUAUCAACAAACCUAGUGUAGAGACGGAUACACAGGCUGCUGUCGUGGAAACUGACGAGCCGUCAAAAAACUUGUUUAGCGAGCAGGGAACCUACGAGGGCCAGCUGGCCCUGCUCGCUGGAGCCGACCUUAGGGUCAGGCUGACCGAUCAGCUGGUCCGCGGUCAGACCGAGUGCAUGGUCUGCCUUGACAGAGUUAGGCAAACUCAUGCAACUUGGGACUGUCACAAUUGCUUCCAAAUUUUCCAUCUCAAUUGUAUAAAGAAGUGGGCUAAGACCGCCCGAACUGAGUCUGGGGGCUGGAGGUGCCCUGGAUGUCAAUCUGUUACCUCCAUCGGUCCCUCGGAGUACCGCUGCUUCUGUAGAAAACUCCGGAACCCGGACUGGAACCGGAACGAAGGUCUGGUUCCUCACUCCUGUGGAGAAGUAUGUGGAAGGAAAAGAUCAGAUCCGUGUUCUCACUCCUGUAAGGAGCUCUGCCAUGCUGGACCCUGUCCAACCUGCACUGCUACUAUACUGAUAACCUGCCCUUGUGGAAAAGAGAAAACUAGAAUGAAGUGUGGCGAGGAAUUUACUUGUGAGGGAGUUUGUGGAAAGAAAUUAAACUGUGAGGAACAUGAAUGUCAGGAUGUUUGUCAUCAAGGUCCUUGUUAUGAUUGUCUUAAGGUCUUCAAUCAAGUAUGCUACUGUGGGAAGAGUGUACGUGAAGUAGUAUGCAGUAAAGAAACUGUUGGAGUAACAAACUACGAGUGUGAGAACAUGUGUGAGAAGUCCCGCGACUGUGAGCUCCAUCAAUGCGAUUCUCCAUGUCAUCCCGGAGUCUGUGAACCCUGUCUACUCACCCCUAGUAGAGUUACAACCUGUCCCUGCGGACAAACCCCCCUGGAGAAGUUGUAUGAAAGGGACGGAUUAUCUCCGCGUGAGAACUGUUUGGAUCCUGUUCCUACUUGUGGUAUGACUUGUAGUGCUAAACUCCCGUGUGGAAACCUGGCAAGUCCUCACACCUGCUCUUCAGUUUGUCACACAGGUCCCUGUCCGACAUGUCCUAAGAACACCCUGGUAAGGUGUAGGUGCGGAUAUAUGGAUAAGGAGAUACCGUGCUGUGAGUUGACCGGUAGACCUGAUGAUGCUAGAUGUGAGAAGAGAUGUCAGAAGAAAAGAUCCUGUGGUCGGCAUAAGUGUACCCAGCUCUGCUGUAUAGAGAUAGAACAUGAAUGUAAUCUUAUCUGCGGAAAACUUCUCACCUGUGCCCUACACAGAUGUGAAGAUCUGUGCCACCGUGGGAACUGUAAAACCUGUCCUCGUGUUAGUUUUGACGAGCUCCACUGUAGUUGCGGAGCAGCAGUCCUGUAUCCCCCGGUAGCCUGUGGAACUAGGCCCCCGGAAUGUAAGGAACCCUGCAGCAGGAUUCAUCCUUGCUCUCAUACCGUUACACAUUCUUGUCAUAGCGAGGAUAAUUGCCCUCCCUGUACUCAACUCAUUGUCAAGCGGUGCUAUGGUGGACAUGAAGAGAGGAAGAAUGUUGCUUGUCUGGUGGAAGGAAUAUCAUGCGGAAAACCGUGUGGAAAACCUUUAUCUUGUGAAAACCAUUCCUGCAUCAAGAUCUGUCACGCAGGAACUUGUCUUACCGGAGAUAUCUGUACUCAACCCUGCACCAGGAGCAGGAGCUGUGAACAUCCCUGCGCUCAACCCUGUCAUACUGGGGUUUGUCCUGAUACAGUCUGUACUACUCAGGUUCGGUUAACCUGCGAGUGUGGGAACCGAACUGCCAGCCUACCCUGCUCCGAUAACUCCUAUAGUAGGGUUACUACAGCUCUUCUUGCUACCCGGAUGCAGGACGUGCAAGCAGGAAAUACUGUUAGUCUCAAGGAAUUAUCUAAGAGCAACAGGAAGUUAGAAUGCUCCGAGGAGUGUUCCAAACUUGAACGUAACAAGAGAAUAGCGCUAGCACUACAGAUUAGAAACCCGGAGCUCAGUGCUAAAAUCACUCCCCGCUACUCCGACUUUAUGAAGGAUUAUGCUAAAAGAGAUCCUAAGUUCUGUUCAACGAUCCAUGAUGAGCUGGCAAAAUUGGUUCAGCUUGCGAAGGAGUCUAAACAGAAGAGUCGGAUCAAAUCCUUUGAUUGUAUGAACAGAGAGAAGAGACAAUUAGUUCAUGAGUACGCUGAACACUUUGGCUGCGAGUCGGAGUCCUUUGAUGCUGAACCUAAGAGAAAUGUUGUUGCUACUGCUUCACGAGACAAGUCCUGGCUGCCAGCAAUAUCUUUGCUAGACUUUGUCCAGAAAAUGAAGAAGGUCCCAGCUCCCGUCAGUAGUACUGAGACGGUUUCUCCCGUAUUUACUUCUCUCUCAAAAGUAGAACCAGUUGCACCAAAGGAGAAGAUCGAUUGGUUUGAUUAAUCCCACCUUGUAGCCUGGCUCCUUGUUCACCUCCAGACCUGGAAACAUCAAACCUGAUCUAUCUAGGCUUCUGUUCUAAUUCAAACAUGGAUAAACAAUAAGGCUCCUCCUGCAAGAACGUGUUUCAAGUUUGAAUUUAACUUUCAAACAAUGUCGAGACAUAAUCCAGUGUUAAACUUGUUGCUAUCCGAUCUUUUUAUCCCUUCGCUCCCGUUCCUUUAUGUUUCUUAUUCCGAAUGAAGAAACUAAAAUCAGAUUUGAGAAAAAUGUUUGGGAAUAUUUUUAGUGAUGAAAAGUCGGGAAUGUUUGAACUGAAUCGUGAGAAUCUAUAAUUUAACCAAUAUUUACUUGAAGUAUGAGGGAAAGGGCAGGUUGUAUUGAAAGUAGAUUUAACCCUCUACUCUUAACCAUACAGUGCACUUCCCUCCCAAACUAUUAUUUGUCUUGGUUUAAUUUCACUUAUCGCCUCAAUUUUUCUUUCUUUGCAAUGUCUCUGCAAAAACUAUCAAACUUUUUCAUCUUUAACCCAUAUAAUUUAAUAUAAAACUAAAAUUUGAUUAACGAAAUCUUAAUUUAAAAAUAAUUGUAUGAAGAGUCUCGAUUUUCGGAGACUUGAGAAACGCAUUGCAUUACGGUAAUAGUUGAUAUUUACUGUGCUAAGGUUUUGGUUAAGGGAUACAUCCGUUUGAUUUGUCCUCGUACCUUUUUAACGUUUUUAAUUUGCCUUGCGUUAUUAUUCUUGAAUCAGUUAAAAUUCUAAAAAAAAUGUCGUUGCUUAAAAAUAUUAUUUUGUUGCUAGGGUUACCUU